AUGAAGCGCGAUUGGACCACCGUUGCUGUGAUUGCGGCUGUGCUGCUCGCCGCAGUUGCUCAUGCCGGCAAGCAGGCGAUGCCGUACCUCUACUCGGAGGCUUACCGCAGUCAUAACUACGCACGCGCGAGCUACUGUGCGGCGUCAACGUUGCUGAAUUGGUCAUGCGGGUCUGUCUGCAACAUGAUUCCCGGCUUUAAACCCUACACCACCUUUUACAGCUCCAAAUACAACACCUUCGGCUUCGGUGGUGUGGAUACCUCGAAUCAGCAGAUCGUUCUCGCCUUUCGCGGAAGCAACAGUGCAACUAACUGGCUGUACAGUCUUACCUUCCUCUUCAGGGAGUACAAUACCUCUUCCAGCUGUGGCAAAGGAUGUCAGGUGCACCUCGGCUUCUAUGCUUCCUACCUGUCUCUGCAGUCGCAGGUGAGAGCGGCUGUGUCAGAGCUUGUGACCAAGUUUCCCGACUACCAGGUGCUCGUCACCGGCCACUCUCUCGGCGGCGCCCUCGCCGUUCACGCCGCGGUCGAUCUGCAGGAACAGUUUAACAGCAUGUGGAAGCCUGGGAAGCCCGUCGCGCUCUACACCCUUGGCGCCCCGCGCGUCGGCAACCCGACUUUCGCGAGGUGGACGGCGCAAAUCCUGGCCCGUGGCCCGCACUACCGCAUCACUCACUGUCGCGACCCCGUGCCUCACCUGCCCCCCAUGAGUUUCGGCUUCUUACAUGCGCCGACGGAGGUGUUCUAUCGCACGAGGGCAAACGACAGUAUGGUGAUCUGCAACGACAGCCCGGUGGCUGAGUCGCGCAAGUGCAGCAAUAAUAUGCUCCCCAUUUCGAUUAUGGAUCAUCUUAGGUACUUUGGCGAAAGCACAGGCUGCUCGUGCGAUACCUGCGCGGGUUCGCGGUCCAUCGAAAGUCAGGCCACAAUGCCGAAGUGGCUGUACGCCCGCCUCAUAUGGGAACACCUCAAGAGUGGCGGCGGUAUGUGGAGCACAGCGACGCUGCAGUGA
Messenger RNA from Leishmania braziliensis MHOM/BR/75/M2904, 1011 nucleotides. RefSeq names its product lipase precursor-like protein. Gene Ontology annotation, biological process: lipid metabolic process. The record is from RefSeq and is a predicted model, not a curated record. The transcript has a single exon. The coding region runs from base 1 to 1011 and encodes 336 amino acids. Lineage: Eukaryota; Euglenozoa; Kinetoplastea; Trypanosomatida; Trypanosomatidae.